This is a messenger RNA of Saccoglossus kowalevskii, 1568 nucleotides long. Its product is annotated as guanine nucleotide exchange factor VAV3-like. The record is from RefSeq and is a predicted model, not a curated record. Gene Ontology annotation, biological process: intracellular signal transduction; cell migration; regulation of GTPase activity. Lineage: Eukaryota; Metazoa; Hemichordata; Enteropneusta; Harrimaniidae. Gene Ontology annotation, molecular function: protein binding; guanyl-nucleotide exchange factor activity. Gene Ontology annotation, cellular component: cytoplasm.
AUGGAGGAAUGGAAGUUGUGUGCGUCUUGGCUAAUCGAAUGCCAAGUCAUACCUCCAAACCACCGGGUAACAACAUAUGGCGCCGAAGCAUUUACCUUGGCACAGACAUUGAGGGAUGGAGUAUUAUUAUGCCAACUCGCCAACCGAUUAUUACCAAAUGCCGUGGACCUCAAGGAGAUUGCCCUUCGUCCACAAAUGUCCCAGUUUUUGUGUCUCAAGAACAUCCGCACAUUCAUCCAAACAUGUAUGGACAAGUUUUGCAUGAGAAGACAAGAUCUUUUUGAUCCAUACCAGUUGUUUGAUGUCUCAGAUUUUGGUAAAGUGAUUGCUACAUUAUCAAAACUUUCACAUACAUCUAUUGCAAAGUCAGUAGCAAGACCAUUUCCUCCUGAAAAUCAUCACCAACACGCUAUUGACGAAGAUAUUUACAAAACUCUAGAAGAAUUAGCUGAUGAGCGUGACUUAGCGGAUGAGGAUGAUGACUUAUAUGAUGUUCCCUAUCAGGAUAUAGAAGAUGAUGAAAUCUAUGGUGAACUUUGUGACAUCAAACAACAAUUACAAAUUCCAAAGCAGUCGUCUGGAGAUCAGAAACGUGGCUAUUGCAUCCAAGAAAUUGUGGAAACUGAACAGAAUUUUGUGCAAGCUCUCAAUAUGAUAAUUAAGUUUUUCAUCAAGCCACUCAAAGGACACAUCAGCCAGCAAGACUCUGAUAUUAUAUUUGCCAAUAUUGAGAAAUUGUAUGAAAUUCAUUCAGGAUUUUUGAAAGAGUUGAAAAGAGCUGUUGAAGUUGAUAAUUCAAGACAUUUGAGUAAAGUGUUCAUUAAUUGGAAGGAUGAAUUACUGAUUUAUGGCGAUUAUUGUUCCAAGCUUCUUAUCGCACAGGAUCACAUUGAUGAGAUUUGUAAAGAUCCUGAUGUCGCGAUGAAAAUAGAUGAAUGCCAGAGAAAAGCUAAUGAGGGUAAAUUCCGUCUGCGAGACCUCCUAAGUGUUCCUAUGCAGAGGAUUUUGAAGUAUCAUCUUUUGUUGCGAGAAUUAGAGAGACACACAGACAAGACACACCCUGAUAAGAAAGAAUUACAGUUUGCAUUGACAUCUAUGCAGGACUUGUCUAUGUAUGUAAAUGAGGUGAAGAGAGACAAUGAUACACUUCAGACAAUCACAGAAAUUCAGAAAACCCUGCAAGACUAUAAAGGUCCUGAUUUACGAAUGUAUGGCAGACUUUCUCGGGAUGGAGAAGUUAGAUUGAAAUCUCAUGACAAAGGAUCAGAUGUUAAAACAAGAUACAUAUUUCUCUUUGACAAGGUUGUGCUAAUCUGCAAAACUAGGGAAUGCCAGAGAAAAGCUAAUGAGGGUAAAUUCCGUCUGCGAGACCUCCUAAGUGUUCCUAUGCAGAGGAUUUUGAAGUAUCAUCUUUUGUUGCGAGAAUUAGAGAGACACACAGACAAGUCACACCCUGAUAAGAACCAAUUACAGUAUGCAUUGACAUCUAUGCAGGACUUGUCUAUGUAUGUAAAUGAGGUGAAGAGAGACAAUGAUACACUUCAGACAAUCACAGAAAUUCAGAAAAC